Cladophialophora psammophila CBS 110553 is the source of this 2256-nucleotide messenger RNA. RefSeq names its product lanosterol synthase. Gene Ontology annotation, molecular function: lanosterol synthase activity. The record is from RefSeq and is a predicted model, not a curated record. The coding region runs from base 1 to 2256 and encodes 751 amino acids. Lineage: Eukaryota; Fungi; Ascomycota; Eurotiomycetes; Chaetothyriales; Herpotrichiellaceae. The transcript is spliced from 2 exons. Gene Ontology annotation, cellular component: lipid droplet. Gene Ontology annotation, biological process: ergosterol biosynthetic process; triterpenoid biosynthetic process.
AUGGUGCAAACUUGUCAGUCUUCGCAGAAGGGGGCGGACGCUGUCGCCAACGGCCAUGCCCAAGGAAUCGCCAAUGGUCACGUCAACGGGCAUACACUAACCCCAACAUCAGGUGUCGGCGAGAAAUUAGAUCGCUCAAGAUGGCGAUUGCUCGAUGAAUCAGGUCGGCAUACCUGGCACUACCUCAAGACCGAAAAAGAGGUUGCAGAAUGGCCGCAGUCGGCCGCAGACAAGUAUUAUUUGGGUUUGCCAACAGACCUCCCUGACCUUCGCUCUGCCUCAAAACCAUCGGAGUCGAUAGAUAACUGCCUGAGCUUCUAUUCACAACUGCAACUGCCUCCAGGCAAUUGGGCUUGCGAAUAUGGCGGGCCUCUCUUCCUCAUGCCCGGAAUCGUAUGCAGCUGGUACGCAACUGGGACGCCCAUUCCCCUCGAAUACAAAAUUGAGAUGAAAAACUACCUUUUUGCAAGACAAAAUAAAGACGGCGGAUGGGGACUGCACGUCGAAGGUCACAGUUCGGUUUUCGGCACGGCCAUGAACUACACCGUCUUAAGAAUACUGGGAGCAAGCGAGGAAGAUCCAAGAAUGAUCAAAGCAAGAGGAAAGCUCCAUGCAAUGGGCGGGGCUACCAAUGGUCCUCACUGGGCUAAAUUUUGGCUCAGCGUCCUGGGAGUUACCCGUUGGGAGAUAGUCAAUCCAGUUCCUCCUGAACUCUGGCUGUUGCCUGACUGGGUGCCCAUUGCUCCAUGGCGGUGGUGGGUGCAUAUGCGUCAGGUUUUCCUCCCCAUGUCCUACGUCUGGUCCAAGAGAUUCACCGUUCCCGAGAACGCCCUCAUUCGAUCGUUGCGACAGGAACUGUUCGUGCAGCCUUACGAGUCCAUUGAUUUUGGGGCACAUCGGAAUUCAAUUGCCCCUGAAGACAACUAUCAUCCAAAAUCCUGGCUUUUGAAUCUCAUAAUGUUCCUCCUGGUGUGGAUUUGGAUACCUCUUCUUAGAACCAAAUCGAUUGUCGAGAAAGCUGAAGCUUGGGUUUGGCGUCUUGUCCAGUAUGAAGACCACAACACAGACUAUGCAGACCUUGCUCCAGUUAACGCCCCUAUGAACACAAUCUGCUGCUUCAUCAAGGAAGGGCCUGACAGUUACUCAUUCAAAAGGCACCUCUAUCGCCUUGAGGAGUACCUCUGGGUUAAUAAAGAGGGGAUGCUUGUCAACGGAACCAACGGUGUUCAAGUUUGGGACACGUCAUUCACCAUCCAAGCCUGUGUUGAGGCAGGCUUGGCCAAUUCAUCCAAGUGGAAACCGAUGCUCAUCAAAGGAUUGGAAUAUUUGGAGUCUGAACAAAUCCGUGAAGAGAUCCCCGAUCGGGACGUCUGUUACCGCCAAUCACGCAAGGGGGCAUGGCCAUUCAGCACAAAAUUGCAGGGCUAUACCGUCUCUGACUGCACAAGUGAGGCGCUCCGUGUUGUCCUGCUUCUCCAGAAUGGUCACGGCUACAAACCGUUGAUUGACGACUCCCGCAUUCAUGAUGCGGUUGACGUGCUUCUAACCAUGCAGAACGAACAUACUGGUGGCUUCGCGAGCUACGAGCCCCAGCGCGGCUCUGAGUAUAUGGAAUUGCUCAACGCUGCUGAAGUCUUUGGCCGCAUCAUGGUGGAGUACGAUUACCCGGAAUGCACGACCGCCGUGGUCACGGUUCUGUCGCUGUUCCAGAAAUUCUACCCGGACUACCGUGCCAGCGAGAUCAAGGCAGUGAAGGAAUCCGCGUUGCAGUAUAUCCGUCGGGCUCAACGCGAUGAUGGAUCUUGGUACGGCAGCUGGGGUAUCUGCUUCACCUAUGGAGCCAUGUUUGCGCUUGAAUCCUUGUCCUCUGUGGGCGAAGUGUACUCCAACUCGCCACGCGUCAAGAAAGCAUGCGAGUUCCUGAUCUCGCACCAAAUGUCCGAUGGUGGCUGGGGCGAGAGCUAUCGUGCCUCAGAACUCAAAAAGUGGGUGGAUCAUGAAAAAUCACAGGUUGUGCAGACCUGUUGGGCGGUCAUUGCGUUGAUGUAUGCUGAAUACCCUGACCAAGAGCCGAUCAGAAGGGCGAUCAAAAUGGUUAUGGCCAGACAGCAGAAGAAUGGCGAGUGGCUGCAAGAGGCUAUCGAAGGGGUGUUUAAUUGCAGCUGCAUGAUCACCUAUCCGAAUUACAAGUUCUACUUCCCUGUGAAGGCGAUGGGCAUGUAUAUAGCUCGGUGGGGGGACGACAAGCUACUCUGA